Molecule: messenger RNA, 3731 nt
Organism: Colossoma macropomum (tambaqui)
Lineage: Eukaryota; Metazoa; Chordata; Actinopteri; Characiformes; Serrasalmidae
Gene: grm5a
Product: glutamate receptor, metabotropic 5a
Exons: 9
Coding region: 153-3713 (1186 amino acids)
Biological process (GO): regulation of synaptic transmission, glutamatergic; G protein-coupled glutamate receptor signaling pathway; trans-synaptic signaling by endocannabinoid, modulating synaptic transmission
Cellular component (GO): postsynaptic density membrane
Molecular function (GO): adenylate cyclase inhibiting G protein-coupled glutamate receptor activity; G protein-coupled receptor activity involved in regulation of postsynaptic membrane potential
Source: RefSeq, a predicted model, not a curated record
CUAGAACCGACACACGGCGCUGAAGUGAGCGCUCAGAGAGCCGCAGACAGCCAGCGCGACAAGACACGAGCGACGGCGCCGAGCACCGAGAGAAGGAUGCCCUGAGGGAGCUACCUGCGUUCGGCACAGACUGAUCUGAAAGGCAGGAGGAAAUGGGGGUUUUGCUAUUCUUGCUCUUUGUGCUGCUCGGAGAUGACACCAGGCCCGUGAGCCUGGGCGCGCUGGUCCAGGCUCAGUCCAACGAGCGCCGGGUCCUGGCCCACAUCCCUGGAGACAUCAUCAUCGGGGCGCUGUUCUCGGUGCACCACCAGCCGCCGGCAGACAAAGUCCACGAGCGAAAAUGUGGGGCGGUUCGCGAGCAAUACGGCAUCCAGCGCGUGGAGGCCAUGAUGCACACGCUGGACCGCAUCAACGCUGACCCCGACAUCCUGCCCAACAUCACGCUGGGCUGCGAAAUCCGCGACUCCUGCUGGCACUCCGCCGUGGCCCUAGAGCAAAGCAUCGAAUUCAUACGCGACACGCUGGUCUCCGCCGAGGAGGAGGAGAGCAUGUCCAAGUGUGCGGCCGAUGGCGGAGGGACGCCAAUGAGAGGGAAAAAGCCCAUAGUGGGUCUCAUUGGGCCUGGAUCCAGCUCGGUGGCCAUCCAGGUCCAGAACCUUCUCCAACUCUUCAACAUCCCUCAGAUCGCCUACUCGGCCACCAGCAUGGACCUCAGCGACAAGUCCCUGUAUAAGUACUUCAUGAGGGUGGUGCCUUCGGAUGCUCAGCAGGCCAGAGCCAUGGUGGACAUUGUAAAAAGAUACAACUGGACCUAUGUCUCGGCCAUUCACACUGAAGGAAACUAUGGUGAGAGUGGAAUGGAAGCCUUCAAAGAUAUGGCAGCUAAAGAAGGCAUCUGCAUUGCGCAUUCUGAUAAGAUCUACAGCAAUGCUGGGGAACAGAGCUUCGACCGGCUGCUGGAGAAGCUGCGCAGCCACCUGCCCAAAGCCCGCGUGGUGGCAUGCUUCUGCGAGGGCAUGACCGUGCGCGGCAUCCUCAUGGCCAUGAGACGCCGACGUCUGGUGGGCGAGUUCCUUUUGGUGGGCAGUGACGGCUGGGCUGACCGCUAUGACGUAACGGACGGCUACCAGAGAGAAGCGGCUGGCGGCAUCACCAUCAAACUACAGUCUGCCUACGUCACCUGGUUCGAUGACUACUACUUAAACCUGCAGCCAGACACAAAUCACCGUAACCCUUGGUUCCCUGAGUUCUGGCAGCACCGCUUCCAGUGUCGCCUCAAAGGCCACCCACAAGAGAACCCCAAAUACAACCGCACCUGCACCAAAAAGGAGUCUCUCCGGCUGCACUACGCUCAGGACACUAAGAUGGGCUUUGUCAUCAAUGCCAUCUACAGCAUGGCCUACGGCCUGCAAGCCAUGCAGAAAUCACUGUGCCCUGGCUAUAAGGGCCUGUGCGAGGCCAUGAGACCCAUCGAUGGCCGCAAGCUCCUAGAGUUCCUCAUGAGGACCAACUUCACUGGUGUAUCAGGAGAGGUGGUGCUGUUUGAUGAGAACGGGGACUCUCCUGGGAGAUAUGAGAUCAUGAACUUUAAACAGAUGAGUGAGGAAGAUUACAGCUACAUCCAUGUGGGCAGCUGGGAUAACAGAGGGCUGAAGAUGGACGAUGAGGAGAUUUGGGCCAACAGCAGCGCCAUCAUCCGCUCCGUCUGCAGCGACCCCUGUGAGAAAGCUCAGAUUAAGGUCAUCCGGAAAGGCGAGGUGAGCUGCUGCUGGACCUGCACUCCUUGCAAAGAGAACGAGUUUGUGUUUGAUGAGUACACUUGCCGAGCCUGUGAGUUGGGAUCCUGGCCAACCGACGAUCUCACAGGGUGUGAGCCCAUCCCGGUGCAUUAUCUACAGUGGGGGGACCCCGAGCCCAUCGCCGCUGUGGUCUUUGCUUGCCUCGGCCUCCUGGCCACCAUCUUGGUGAUGCUGAUCUUCGUGAGGUUCCAUGAUACGCCUGUGGUGAAGUCUUCCAGUAGGGAGCUUUGCUUCAUCAUCCUGGCUGGUAUCUGCCUGGGCUACCUCUGCACCUUCUGCCUCAUCGCCAAGCCCCAUGUGGUGUACUGCUACCUGCAGAGACUGGGCAUCGGCCUCUCCCCUGCCAUGAGCUACUCUGCUCUGGUCACCAAGACCAACCGCAUUGCCCGGAUCCUGGCUGGCAGCAAGAAGAAGAUCUGCACCAAGAAGCCUCGUUUCAUGAGUGCCUGUGCCCAGUUGGUGAUAGCUUUCAUCCUCAUCCUCCUCCAGCUGGCCAUCAUCGUGGCACUUUUCAUCAUGGAGCCGCCUCAGGUGAUCUACGAUUACCCGUCCAUCCGUGAGGUACACCUUAUCUGCAACACCACCACACUGGGGGUCGUGGCGCCACUGGGCUACAACGGGUUGCUCAUCCUCAGCUGUACCUUCUACGCCUUCAAGACCCGAAAUGUUCCCGCCAACUUCAAUGAAGCCAAGUACAUCGCCUUCACCAUGUACACCACCUGCAUCAUCUGGCUGGCCUUCGUGCCCAUCUACUUCGGCUCCAACUACAAGAUCAUCACCAUGUGCUUUUCGGUCAGUCUCAGUGCCACCACGGCUUUGUGCUGCAUGUUCGCACCAAAGGUCUACAUCAUGCUGGCCAAACCAGAGCGCAAUGUACGCAGCGCGUUCACCACCUCCACAGUAGUGAGGAUGCACGUGGGUGAUGGCAAGUCCGCCUCAGCCGCUAGCCGCUCCAGCAGCUUGGCUAACCUGUGGAGACGCCGUGGCUCAGGAACAGACAAUGUCAGCUCUAAUGGCAAAACGGUUACCUGGGCACAAAACGAGAGAGGCUACCGGCCGAACCUGUGGAAGCGCAUUUCCAUUCACAUCAAGAAAAAGGAGGAGAGCAACCAGACGGCAAUCAUCAAGCCCUUCUCCAAAGGCUGUGAUGCACCUCCAGACACAGGGGUCAAGCUGUCCUACGACAGGCCUCAGAGUGCCCAGCGUUACCCUGUGACCUACCGCCCACGCACGCCUUCUCCCCUGCCCACCGUGUGCCAGCGAGGGCCCGUACAGCGCUGCUGUGAGGACGAGGAAGCUGUUAGAGAACAGAAGAGGGAGGAAUCUGUCAGAGAGCGGCCGCCACCAGUUGUAGCUUUGCCUUCGUACCUGACAGAGAGGUCCCAACGAGGUGGACCUCAACAGACCUCCAUCAUGGACCAAAUCACCAGCGUGGUCAACCGCUUCACGGCCAACAUCAGCGAGCUCAACAGCAUGAUGCUGCCAGCCAGCCCGCCUCCAGGCACGUCCAUCAACGUCUCUGGUCCCAGCUCGCCCACCUUCAGGCUGCUCUCACGGGACAUCCCUCAGCUUUCCACCACAGUGACCACCUACGCAGAAGUGGUGGCUGCAGCCAAUGCCACCCCGCGCUCUGCUGUGGGCAUCACUGGAGGCAUAAUCACCGGUGGGAGUAGCCGGGCAUCCCCUGCUAGUCUCUCUGACAGCAUCUAUGACUCUUCAUCCGCAGUCAGGACCACAGAGCUGGAGGAGCUGGCUGCACUCACGCCUCCGUCCCCAUUCAGGGACUCCUCGGUGGGCUCGGCCAGUGACUCCCCUACUUCACCAGACUCUGAGCUGGCUCUGUGCCAGCCCUGCUCCCCAAAGUACGACCGACUGAUGCUGCGCAAUUACAGCCAGAGCUCUUCCUCGCUGUAAAAACCUCACUUUUCACAA